Messenger RNA from Dama dama (fallow deer), 6321 nucleotides. RefSeq names its product WAS/WASL interacting protein family member 2 (gene WIPF2). Lineage: Eukaryota; Metazoa; Chordata; Mammalia; Artiodactyla; Cervidae. Gene Ontology annotation, molecular function: actin binding. The transcript has 9 exons. The coding region runs from base 376 to 1695 and encodes 439 amino acids. The record is from RefSeq and is a predicted model, not a curated record.
CCUCCUUUCUCCCCCUCCUCCAUUUUGUUCGCGGACGCUGGGGACGGUGGGAGCAGAUCCAUUUCCGGGUUGGCAAAAGGGGCGGCGGCGGCGAGAAGGGGAGCUUGCCGCGGGGCAAGCAGGACGGGACGGAGCCAGAGCCGAGGUGGCGGAGGAGUCGCUCCCGGAGCCGCUGCGGCCAGAUCUUGAGUGAAUGCUAUGUGUUGGUGGACUUUAAACCACAACCCAGUGACAGGGGAUUCUAGGAAAAGUAGUUCCCAGACCUCCAGCCUCCCUUCUCUCCUGUGAGUCCAGAAGGGAGUAGAGGUAUAUGAGUGACCCAAAGCUGCAGAUUAAAACGGAGAGAGAGCAGUGCCAGCUGCACGCAGGGCAAGGAUGCCAAUUCCUCCUCCUCCUCCACCACCCCCCGGUCCUCCUCCACCUCCCACUUUUCAUCAGGCAAACACCGAGCCGCCCAAGCUGAGUAGAGAUGAGCAGCGGGGUCGAGGUGCCCUCUUACAGGACAUCUGCAAGGGCACUAAGCUGAAGAAGGUGACCAACAUUAAUGAUCGGAGCGCUCCCAUCCUCGAGAAACCCAAAGGAGGCAGUGGUGGUUACGGUUCUGGAGCAGCUGCCCUGCAGGCCAAGGGAGGUCUCUUCCAAGGAGGAGUGCCAAAGCUGCGCCCUGUGGGAGCCAAGGACAGUUCAGAGAACCUGGCUGGUAAACCGGCCCUCCAAGUCCCCAGUUCCCGAGCUGCUGCCCCGAGGCCUCCAGGGACCACAGCCAGUGGGCGUCCUCAAGAUGACACAGACAGCAGCCGGGCCUCACUCCCGGAGCUGCCCCGGACCCAGAGACCCUCGUUACCGGACCUCUCUCGGCCCAAUCCCACCAGCAGUACGGGGAUGAAGCACAGCUCCUCUGCCCCUCCUCCGCCUCCCCCGGGGCGGCGUGCCAACGCCCCCCCCACGCCCCUGCCUAUGCAUGGCAGCAAGGCCGCGGCCUACAACAGAGAGAAGCCCCUGCCACCCACGCCCGGACAGAGGCUUCACCCGGCUCGAGAGGGACCUUCCGCUCCACCCCCAGUCAAGCCGCCUCCUUCCCCUGUGAAUGUCAGAUCGGGACCAAGUGGCCAGUCUCUGGCGCCGCCUCCGCCGCCUUACCGCCAGCCUCCUGGGGUCCCCAACGGACCCUCCAGCCCCACGAAUGAGUCAGCCCCCGAGCUGCCACAGAGACACAAUUCUUUGCAUAGGAAGACUCCAGGGCCUGCCAGAGGCCUGGCGCCUCCUCCACCCACCUCAGCCUCCCCUUCUUCACAGAGUAAUAGGCCACCUCCCCCAACCCGUGACCCUCCCAGCCGGGGAGCAGCUCCUCCACCCCCGCCACCAAUUAUCCGAAAUGGUGCCAGGGAUGCCCCCCCUCCCCCACCACCAUACCGAAUGCAUGGGUCAGAACCCCUGAGCCGAGGAAAGCCCCCACCUCCACCCUCAAGAACGCCAGCUGGGCCGCCUCCGCCACCACCGCCCCUGAGGAAUGGCCACAGAGAUUCCAUCACCACUGUCCGAUCUUUCUUGGAUGAUUUUGAGUCAAAGUAUUCUUUCCAUCCAGUCGAAGACUUUCCUGCUCCAGAAGAGUAUAAACACUUUCAGAGGAUAUAUCCCAGCAAAACAAACCGAGCUGCCCGUGGAGCUCCACCUCUGCCCCCCAUUCUCAGGUGAAGCCUGGCUUGGUCCUGUUCCUCAGGAAAAGGAUGGACCCUCUCCUCUUCUCAGAUGGUCCCUUCCAUUCCCCUGAAACCUGCAUGACAGCUCCUGACGUGUUUCUCCAGUGCAACCAACCUCUAGACUCCAAGUGUCCUCCCAACUCACCUCCAUCUAUGCAUCUCAUCUUUGGACUUGGUGACCGGACUCUCUGUAUUGACAGUAGGGCCUCAAACCCUGCAUCCAUCCCUCUAGCAAGCCCUGCUGGCCAGAUGAGGGAGAAGCUUCCAUGUCUCCUGCUUUCCUCUGGGGAAAGGUGCCUUGUUGUGAUGAAUGAACUCAUUGUCGGGGUGGGGUGGGCUGGAGAAUGGUCCUCCCACCUUCUCCUACCCACUGUAGGGAAGUGGGGGGAGAGGAACUUGGUGGCUACAUUAUAUUUCUUCAUUUUAGGAAGCUGGUAUGGCCAGGACUUCCAGGAGUGGGCAUUUUUAGUGAAACAGGAAAGGAGUUUGCAGAGAAAUGAUCUGUUUUAAAGGUCAGGUUUGGAGCAUAGGCAAGGAAAUGGAUCUGCUCUAUUUUUGGGGGUAUUUUGGUUUUGCUGUAACCCCACCCCACGCCCAUACCCAGAAUUAGGCUGGAUAUAAACACUAAAUACUAACCAGUUGAACUAAACAUCAAUGAAAAGAGAGGGUGAAAUAAACUGGGCAUCCUUUCAGAGCUAGUCAGUUUCUCUGCAGCACAGGGACCAGGGGCCAUGGUGGGUGCACUCUGGGACUCCCUGCUCCACUUGUGCAGGUGCUGAGGCUGAGGGAUGUUGUUGUUCUCUCACCACCUUAUCCCCUCAAGAGAAAAGUCCCUUUCAUUCAUUCAUUAUGGAUUCUCAAAUCCCUAAAACCUCUAGUGAGAGAGAGGAAAAUAGGACCUUGGCCUUGGCCUUAACCUUGACCUUGAGGCUGCCUCAGUCUUUUACUGCCUGGCCCCAGAGGCCGCUGGCCCUUCCAGUGCAGUUCAGAAACUGCAGCCCCCAGGAUGACGAAGGAGGGAAGGGUGAAGCCCCUUCUGGAAAGGUCCAGCUCUAUGGGCUGUGGAGACUUUUAACUAAGGCCCACCGGUUCUGAAAUUCACAGCUCAGCUGACUGAGCAGGCUCUUCCCAGUCCCUUCACCAUUCAACCGCAAGCCUGCAUAGGUUAACAUUUCUAAGUAGAGACAGGUGAGGAAGCUUCUGGGGGCGUCAAAGAUUCCUCUGUGCCAAGAAGCACAAUAACUUUGGUGAGAUGUGCUUCGAUCCAGUUGAUCUUCCGUGGCAGCCAGCAACAUGUUUCGUCUUCCAAGUCCCAGUUGAAGAGCCCAGAGGAAAUGGAGGUUCCCAAUCUUGGUAGGACGUGAGCUUGGCUCGUGGUACGGGGACUUGCCCUUCUCCGACAGCACAGUGGAGCUCCACGUCCAGCUGGUGUGGGUUGCUCAAGCCCUUGCGUGCAGAGGCUGCUCAGAGCUUGGAGUGAGAGCAGAGGAACCAUGCUAUCCUUUGGAACGAAUGGGGAAAAGUCCACGAAGACUUUUCACCAGAUACGUUAUAGGUCUAAACUGUCCUAGGGACCUUUCCAAUCUAUUGGAUCACAAACUAAGGGUCUUUUCAUGGUGCCCAGUGAAACCCAAGUCUUCCCACUGCUAGAUGAGAGAGCUCUCAACUUGGUUUAUUUGUCUGGGGUCUGCUGUCCUUUGCCAUCCCCUGGACCAUGCUGACUGUUGAGGCAAACCACGAUUAGGUCUGUCACCACACUUUUUCUAAUUGUUCUUUUAUUUAUGAUUCUUACUUUCACAUCUGUUAGCAGUUACCUCUCAGCAGUAUCCCUGGCAUCCUGAAGCCAGAGGAGCUGAGAGAGGAGAUGCUAGUGGAGGGCAAAGGAGGAAGUGCAAGACUUGACAUGCAGCAGAGUUCCAGGGUAGACACUGACGGUUACUGAACUCAGACUGUGAAGUCUUCCCAUUUAUUUUUGAAAUGGGAGUUGAUGCCUUUUGUACAAUGUUAUCAAAGUGUUACCUUCCCCCCCACCCCCGGCCACUCAAACACAGAGCAUUGAAAUAAGCGUUACACGUAAAAGCCAAACCCCAGGUUUUCACUGGGGCUACUUCAUCCUCCCCUGUGACCUGCUGCCCCCCAUAUUCCCCAGAAUUUGGACUGUGUCAUGUGGGUAUGUAUUGUACUUUCAGUUUCUUGGCCUCAUGGGAAAAGGCCUGGGAAUAGAUCUAGUCAGCUGGAUUUUCUUCUGCAGAGCAUGUUGAUGACACAGUACCUAUUUAAAUGUCUUUGCCUUAUACCUUAUUUGGUCCCUCUGUUAAUAACAGAUUUAUUAUCAUGUAUAUUUACUAUUGAAGAAUGGGAAUGUGAGCCUCAUAGUUACUGAUCUAUUUUGUACGCUGUAAAAAGCUUGUAAUAUAGGUUUGAGGUGGGCUGGCUAUAAGAGCACUAAAACUUCUCACCUUUUAAACUGCUCUUUUUAUCUGCUUGUGGGAAUGUCGUCUCUUCAGUGGAAGAUUGGGUGGUCUCAUGUUGAGGCUGUUGCCCAGUCCCAUUAACCCCCUUACUCCUUCCCAGAAGGAAGAGACGUUGCCCGGCCAAGCGUCAGGGAGCUGUGCUAAAAAAGCCCUUGUGUGGGUUUGGUUUUAUGCUGUUUUUCUCGAGUGGGAAAAACUUAAUAGUUUCUUCUUACCGCCCUUUCUGGGAAACAGGCCAGUGGCCUCCAGGUCUUUCAAUGAGCUCGAUGUCCCCGUGUCCCUCGUCUCUGGCCCCCGAACCUGGAUCACAGCACUUUAAUAUUCCAGGUUUUCUCUCUGAGGGGAGGUUUCCUCCAGCCACAGCGCCCCCAGUAGCUUUACCGCCUGGUCCCACUGAGCGAGGAGAGCACUUCAGGUUAUCCCACCCAACAGAUGGGAGGCUCCGGCCUCCAGAAAGUAUACCAGCUCUCCCAGCUGGCAGAGGCGAGGAGACUGGCCACUGCACUGGGGGCAUCCCCUCACCCCACAGCUUCCCAGCUUGAAACCCAGACUCACCUCCAGGGAGAGGUGAGAGAAAAUUGUAAAUAGACUUGCUGCAGAGCAACUCAGGGUUGGGGUGUGUUUUAAUUCUCCUGAUCACUUGAAAUAAUCUGUAGGCUGUGUGCUUAUGGGAGUGGGGGAGAAGUGUGACUCCAGAGUCCUUCCCUUCUGUAAAGCUCUGGGGGUGGAGGAAAGGGCGGCUGCGGCCCUUUGAUGGCACUACACUGAGCUGUCUGUUCUUCUGGAAACCCAACCUACAAUGAACUACAGAUCGGAUUCCUCACAUUCCAGUUGUAGGCUCUCUUUCCCUAUUGAAUCUCAGUCCCCAGCUCCACGUGAUUAUGGUGGUUCUCUGGGAGCCACCCUAACUUAGGGAAUGGGAGGCAUUACAACUCUGCCUUCAGGACUCAUCUCGUAAAAGCAGAAUGAAGCAAAACUACAACCACCUUCAAAACACUUACAAAAACAAAAUAAAGGAUAACUAACUGAAGGAAGGGUUUGGUUCCAUUCAACUCCACAUUCAUUGUGCCUUUACUUGUGUUAGAUUUCUGUGCUUUCUUCCUCUGUCCCUCUUUGAGGCAAUUAAAUCUUCCUUGAUAACUGCUGUUUCCUUCUUUCUUCUCUUGUUUCUGACAAGUGAGUGGGUUCCCUCUCUUAACUGUCUUGACCCUCAUUCCACUGGUGGCAGAGGGGCUGAGCCUUCUCUUCUCAUGUCUAACUGUUGUCUUUUCCCAUGGUGACCAGCACGGGAGCCCUCAUCAACACUGAAUACAAGACUAGAGUGACGUGUGUGAAGAGCGUGUGUAUGUACGUGCGCGUCCAUCUUUGCAUGUCGAUCAGUUUCUCUUUUUAAAAAAUAAUUUAUUGUAUGAUUUAUUUUGGCAUUGUUUCUGAUUACAGUACUCCCUCCCCCACUUAGCAUUGAUUCCCCCCGCCACCCCAAUGUGUAAUCUGGUCUCAGGUUGGAUUCUUUGGUACAUUUCUUUCUUCUGGAUGCCGUGCAGUUUAAUUAAACCUUGCUUAAAAACAAACACAAAAAACCUGAAAACUGUGUACUCUUGUCUGGGAUACUGCUGCAAGUGGUGGCAGAGAGUGGGAAGAAGUCUGCUGUCUCGGGGGUGUCGUGGUUUGACUCCAGGUCCCCUUGAGACAGUAGAAACAAUUACUUGGACAUAAGCAUCUGCAACUUCCUGAGAACUUUCUCUCCUCCCCUCCUGCUGUGUUUGGAAACUCACAGUUCCACUUCGCCAAGCUGACUGAGGGAUUCUGAGAGUUGGUCAUUAUUUGUAUUUGCCACCUAACUCCCCUUGCCCAUGAUUUCAGGGAGCCCAGGGAGAUCCCCCCAGGCCUUGUCUUUAUAUCCCUAAUGGUUCUCUCCAUCUGUGUGCUUGGUAGAUUCACAUACUGAGGUGUGAAGAAAAGGUGAGGACGGAACACAGACUGUGUGUGUCUUUUUUUAUGUGGAUGUUGGCUUUUCUCUCUCACUCCUUUUUAAGUUGGAAUCUUAGCUGACUUCUUGAACUUUGACUUUAGGUGUCGAAAUUGAAUGAGACAGUCUCGGCUUACUGUGGUCAGCUGACAUAAUCACCAUAGAUUUGAUGAGCUUA